Messenger RNA from Nicotiana attenuata, 797 nucleotides. RefSeq lists its product as uncharacterized. The transcript is spliced from 2 exons. Bases 127 to 543 code for a protein of 138 amino acids. The record is from RefSeq and is a predicted model, not a curated record. NCBI's taxonomy places the organism in Eukaryota, Viridiplantae, Streptophyta, Magnoliopsida, Solanales, Solanaceae.
AACAUUUGUCAAAUAGUUGGCUAUUCCUAGUAGAAAGAAUAGCAAAAGCAGAAUUCAGUUGAUGUAAUUUUCUCCUCAAAAAUAUCCUCAUAAACAAAACUAUUUUCGCUUUCAACAUCAAAUAGCAUGGAAAGAUUUAGAAAAGUAAGUAUACUUCUUAUCUUUUGGUUUGUCACAUUUUCCUUUGCAACUAUUCACACAUAUGGGGAUGCUACACAAAAGAACGUCCAGCAACAAGAAACCUAUUCUACUCUUGUAACAUCGUCGUUGCGUUAUUGGGAUAAUGUCAAGUCGUAUAUCAAUCAACUCCAACUUAAGUUUUUUCCUCCUGAUUUAGAUUUCAGGAGCAAAGAGGUUGCUUAUGCUGAUGGUGGUGCCACGGAGAGGGUGAAAGAGGCUGCCCAGAAAAGCUUUGGGAAGAGCAAAGAAACUGUUGAGGAAACCGCCAAAUCGGCCGCUAAGGUGGUGGAACAGACAGUGCAUAAAACAGUUGAGAAAGUGAGAGGAAGUGCGUCUUCUGGACAUGAUCGUGACGAGCUCUGAGAAAUCUCUACUCCUAAAACAGGAAAAGAAAAUCAGUCCUCUUGAGCCUAUGAAUGAUAGCUAUUGUAUCCCUCUUGUAGUGUACUCUUUUUUAGUUAGCUAACCUUGAUAUCUUUUAGCUUAAUUGUUGUUAUAUAUAUAUAUCCCAAGGGAAUUGUUGCAUGGUUGGGGACUUGGGGUAUAAUAGUAACAUUGUGGAGAUUUUAGAUGUAUAUUAAUUUGACGUUGCGGUAAGAAUUCAUAAACUUUAAAUC